AUAUACAGUAUGUACUGUAUAUGUAUGCAGACUGUGUGUGGGAAGCUUGUCCUAGGUUGGCUUUCCUGGAAAGUUUACUCUAGCAGUGUUGGAUGGAUGAAGUAAUCUCGGUCUGAGUCAAAUACUUCCCAGAAUAAUAUGGCUGGAAUGCCCACCCCUUUUCCUCUGCUGAAAACAAUGUUAAUGUAUAGCAUCUGUGGGCAGGUGAUGUGUAGUGGUAAAAUGGGAUGCACAUCAGUUAAUACUCAACCAGCAAACCCAUGUGCACAGGAGACUGAUGUCAGACUCCUAUGUGUCAGGUAAUGUGAUUUGGGUUAUUUCUAAUACCUGCAAUUAUUGUUUUUUUACAGUUACAAUUAGGAUGCUUGUUGGCUGCCAUAAAAAAGGGUUAAGGUCUAAAUGGAGAAUACUGGUGCUGUGACUUCAAAUGCGUCUCCCUUACUUAACAUGUUUGCUUGAAAUGUUAGGCUGCCAAAGAACCAUCAAAGAAGAGAAAUUUGAAUUUUGAAGCGAGAAUUGGGGAUAGGGGCAAAAAUGACGUCGGCAACGGACAGCUGUAUUCAGUUCACUCGACAUGCCAGUGAUGUUCUCCUGAACCUGAACCGUCUCCGAAGUAGGGACAUUCUGACAGAUGUGAUCAUUGUUGUGAACAGGGAGCACUUUCGAGCUCACAAGACAGUCCUUAUGGCUUGCAGUGGGCUGUUUUAUACAAUCUUCACCGACCAGAUGAAGUGCAAUAUGAACAUCAUAAACCUUGAUCCAGAAAUCAGUGCAGAGGGUUUCCGAGUCCUGCUGGAGUUCAUGUACACUUCUCGGCUUAGUUUAAGGGACAGCAGCAUCAUGGCGGUUAUGAGCACUGCACUUUACUUACAAAUGGAACAUGUUGUAGACACCUGUCAAAGGUUCCUCAAGACCAGCGAGGAUAUUGUGAGUUCUGUGAAACCAUCCAGAGGAGAGGAAUUCUUGCAAGGCAGGACGAUGUUACCUCCAGAUGUUAUGGCCUACAGAAACUGUGAGAUGCCAGAAAAUACUGUAUCGGUUCGUAACACAACCAUUUGUGAUGGAAGGUCCUACAUUCCCAACAUUUACAGUGGAUCUCCAUCCUCCUACCCUCUGUACAGUCACAUUCCAGUGCAUGGGUUCCUAUUUCCAGAGGAUGAGGCAAGAGAUGUGCAAAUGACUGAAAUGCAAAGAACCAGCAGGUAUCCUAAGGACAGUGUGUUACCUGGAGAAAAUUCAAGGACUGUGCUAGGAGAAUACAGGAAAGGUGUCUUGGAUAUAUCUGUAAAUAUGUGCCACAAUGUCUACUCUCCAAAGGAGGCAGCACUGGAAGACCCUCAUAGUGACUCUCACUAUAAUGUGCUGGCAGGCUCUCGGUCUGCAGGCCCCUCUGUUAGAAGCAGUCCAUACUACAGCUGUGACAAAGGGAAAGAUGAGGAGCGGACAUCUUCAGAGGAUGAAAUCACUCAGCACUUUAAACCAACAAACUCUCCUGUCAGUCGUAAGGGACUUGUAAGCCCUCAAAGCCCUCAAAAGUCCGAUUGCCAGCCUAAUUCUCCUACAGAAUCCAGCAGCAGUAAAAAUGCCCGCAUUUCACAAGGAUCUGGUUCUCCAGUGUCCAAAGCCUUUACUGACCCAAAAGCUUGCAACUGGAAAAAAUACAAGUUGCUUAAUUCCCUCAACCAGAAUGAAAAAGCAUGCGCCGCUCAAAGUGAAAUGGAAAACCUGUCUCCACAGUUCUACACAUCUCAAUCGUCCUGUCAACAGCAGGUGAAGUCUGAAAACCUGGACAUCCAGACGUCAUCUAAACUUAAUGGGAACACUGAUGACUCGGCAGUAUCACAAGCUAGCAAACUCAAUGGAAUUGUUAGCAGGACAAUGGAAGGAUCUCCCCUAAGCAGUGAAGGACAUUCCCCUCUCUACAUCCACACAUCUAAGUUCAGCAUGUUUUCAUCACAGUCCCCUCCUGAAAUGUGUCCUCACACCCCUGGCUCUAACUUCGGAGAAGAGAUAACUGAGACUCGGUCAGAAUAUUCAGAUUCAAGCUGUGAAAAUGGUACAUUCUUCUGCAAUGAAUGUGACUCUCGUUUCUCUGAAGAGGGUUCCUUGAAAAGACACACUCUACAAAUGCACAGUGACAAGCCCUACAAGUGUGACCGCUGCCAAGCAUCAUUCCGCUACAAGGGGAACCUGGCCAGCCACAAGACAGUUCAUACUGGUGAGAAGCCAUAUCGCUGUAGUAUCUGUGGCGCACAGUUCAACCGGCCUGCAAAUCUAAAGACCCAUACAAGAAUUCAUUCUGGAGAAAAACCAUAUAAGUGUGAGACCUGCGGAGCCCGCUUUGUACAGGUUGCCCAUCUCCGUGCACAUGUGUUGAUUCAUACUGGAGAAAAGCCCUACCCGUGUGAGAUCUGCGGCACUAGAUUCAGACACUUGCAGACGUUAAAGAGCCAUCUCCGUAUUCAUACUGGAGAAAAGCCCUACCAUUGUGAAAAGUGCAACCUCCAUUUCCGCCACAAGAGCCAACUGAGACUUCAUUUACGUCAAAAACAUGGAGCAAUCACUAACACAAAAGUCCAGUAUCGUGUGUCCUCCACAGAGCUUCCAGUGGAACUCCCUAAGUCUUGCUGAGCCCUGCCCACACCGAUUCUGGAGUGCCUCUCUUUGACCUGUUAGUGCAGAUGGGUGAAACAAAACGGGUUUAGCUAUUUUUAUUUUAUUUUUGUCCUGGUCAUGUGAAAUGUGCACCCUUUAGUGUAAAGAAACUAAUAUAUAUAAAUAUAUAUAUAUAUAUAUAAAUAUAUAAAAUAUAUUUUUCCUAUAUUCAUAUGGUGUAGUGCACUCUUUUAUCAUUUCAUCCUUGUAAUUCUCAGCACAAGAGAACCUGAGUGAUAUGGUAAUGACUGAAUUUGGAGAGCGGCUGGUGAUGCAAAAGGCAGGCUUACAGCCAGCUGUGCUGACCCAGCUUCUAAUGCACUGGUGCUCCCCUGUGGGGCAGUUUAUAAUGUCUGAAGCAUCAGCCAUAUAAAUGGAUGAAAUGCAGUCUAUAUGUAAAGCGGCUCAGUAAGGCCUUCUUGCUUCAGAACAUGAUUAGCAUGUUGGAGAACAUCUGUUGCUGAAGUAUAAGUGCCAGCUUUAAAUUUUAAGGUUCUUCUACUUCAACAAUGAUUGGAGGAUCAAAGUGUUUGAAGCCUAUAUUAAGGCAUUAUUAUAACUUGCUUACUUUGCUAAUAUUUGCCAAGAAAUCCUGCAGAAAGCACCUUUUUAGUGGCUUAUAGUGUGUUAUUUGGUAGAAUGGUAUUAGAACCAAAACCACAAUGUUUUGUGACUGAAAGAAAAAUGGUACAGAAUGGGAAUACCAGUCAUUUAGACAUGAAUCUUUAGAACAAUGUUACAAAAUUGAAUCCCUAUACUGGGGGAAAUGUAUUCUAUGGAUGCAACAAAGCCUAAGCACUUGAACUAAGCACCUUGUCUACAAGUAACUCUUGAACCCAUAAUUCAACCCCUACAGAUAUUUGAUGUGAUACAGAGAUUUUGAUGUGAUGUUUGGGACCUUCAAAGACAAUAGU
Rana temporaria (common frog) is the source of this 3569-nucleotide messenger RNA. RefSeq names its product BCL6 transcription repressor (gene BCL6). The transcript is spliced from 10 exons. Gene Ontology annotation, molecular function: DNA-binding transcription factor activity, RNA polymerase II-specific; protein binding; RNA polymerase II cis-regulatory region sequence-specific DNA binding. Gene Ontology annotation, cellular component: nucleus. Gene Ontology annotation, biological process: regulation of transcription by RNA polymerase II. The coding region runs from base 535 to 2631 and encodes 698 amino acids. NCBI's taxonomy places the organism in Eukaryota, Metazoa, Chordata, Amphibia, Anura, Ranidae. The record is from RefSeq and is a predicted model, not a curated record.